AUGACAUGGCGACGGCUUGCAUCGAUGACGAUCCUCUUCAGUGUGCAUAUCGCUUGUAUGUCAGUCAACCCGAGCCCGAUGCCCUUCGGAUUGCGGUGGCAAUCAGGUAAAGCGAACUUCAAGCUAUGGGCUCCUCAUGCAGCUUCUGUUGCGCUGGAGGUCAAGCAGGGCGAAGAAGUCGCCACACAUCAGCUGACCAGGCAAGGAGAUUCUUUCGAGAAGGACCAGCUCGACAUCUCCCCGGGGGAUUCUUACCGCAUCGUCCUCACAACCAGCGACGGGCGACAGGUUUAUCGCCGCGACCCCUACGCGAGAGGCGUCGAGGCCAGCGACUCGUUCUGGUGUGUGUGCGUGGAAGACAGCUCAAAGUACAAGUGGCGAUGUGAUUGGAAGGCGCCAACGUGGGACCAGCUAAUCAUCUAUGAGAUGCACGUCGGUUCCUUCACUGAGGAAGGAACGUUCGAGGCAGCUGAAGCCAAGCUCGACCACCUUGCGGACCUCGGCUUCACCGCCAUCGAAGUCAUGCCCAUCACAGAGUUCGACUCGACACACGAUGGAGGGUGGGGCUACAACCCCCGACAGCUGCUGGCGACGCAUCCCAAGUACGGCAGUGCCGACCAGUUCCGCCAUUUCGUGGACCAGGCGCACGAGAGAGGAAUCGCUGUGAUCGUCGACGUCGUGCUGCAUCAUCCUGCAGUAGAGGGGAACAUCCUCUGGGAUUUCGACGGAUGGAGCCAGGACAACAACGGGGGCAUCUACCAUGAAGGGGCGCCCGACACUCAGUGGGGGCGGGGCUACGCAUGGUGGAAGUCGGAGGUGAUCGACCUGCUCACGGGCGGCUGCCUCGUGUGGCUCGACGAGUGCAACUGCGACGGCUUGCGGUUCGACUCAGCCCUGGACAUCCCGACGGAUGUGGCGCAGAAGCUGACGCAUCGCUGCCACGAGCUCUUCCCCGGCAAGAUCCUCAUCGCCGAGGUGACGCCGGAGAACCCCAGGGCCAUCUACGAGUGCGGCUUCGACUCCCUCUGGAUCCAUUCCAGCUACUUCGACAUCAUCCAGCAGCACCGAGCCCUGGGCAGAGGCCACCAUGGCGGAGGAGACUGGGCAAGCGGGUGGGACAUCCCGAAGCUCAGGACCGCCUUUGGCAUGCACUACGGGUUCAGCUCGACAACCCAGACGGUCAAGUACUUCCUCGGCUCACACGAUCAGUGUGGGUGCCGCCAUGGCGGCGGUCACUACGAAGACUACAAGGAGAUCGGAGGACAGCAUCGUUACGCUGUCGACCAGUACGGUUUCUGCGGGAGACCAGACGGCAAGGCGCUCGCGGCCGCUCGUAUGUGGUACUCGACCAUGGUGUCCUCGAUGGGACUGCCGAUGUGCUUCAUGGGCACAGAGUGGGCGCAACCAGGAUGGUGGGACUGCACGCCAGAGAGGAGGAUCAGCUGGGACCUGGCCAAGGAUACCAUCGGGAUGCAGAUGAUGAGUGCGCUGCGCGACAUCCACAAGCUGAGAGCAGGCAGCGGGGCCCUGAGGUACGGAGGGACGAGGAUGCUGCAUGAGGACAGGCCCAACGGAGUGAUUGGCUUCGAGCGGUGCGAUGGUAAGGACAGGUACUACGUUCUUGUCAACGCGGGACUGAAAUCGUUCGGCAACUACGGAGCUUGGGCGGAGUAUGGCGUCUUCCAAGAGGUGUUCUGCUCACAGUCGAGCAAGUAUGGCGGGAAGUACGAUGACGGUACGGAAAUCCCUUCCACCUGCAACGAGGGCAGCCUGUCUUGCAACGGAGGAACUCUCACUGUAUGCUUACCGCGGCAAUGCACCUUUGUGUUCUCAGACAAAUCUUUUCAGAACGCGAAUGAAUAA
This is a messenger RNA of Guillardia theta CCMP2712, 1863 nucleotides long. RefSeq lists its product as hypothetical. NCBI's taxonomy places the organism in Eukaryota, Cryptophyceae, Pyrenomonadales, Geminigeraceae. The coding region runs from base 1 to 1863 and encodes 620 amino acids. Gene Ontology annotation, molecular function: cation binding; 1,4-alpha-glucan branching enzyme activity; hydrolase activity, hydrolyzing O-glycosyl compounds. The record is from RefSeq and is a predicted model, not a curated record. The transcript has a single exon. Gene Ontology annotation, biological process: glycogen biosynthetic process.